UGUGUGUGUGUGUGUGUGUGUGUGUGUGUGUGUGAUGAGAGAGAGAGAACUGCGACUUAUCUGCGACUUGUAUCCAAUCCAUCGAUAUGAAACGUAUUUGAACUUGAGAACUGGACGGGCUGCUGUUCCUGGUCGGACUUUCUCUGGUUCCGUUGCUGUUGAAUCGUCUCUGUCUCUGGAGAAAUGUCGGGCGUUAGUUCGGUCCAGGUCCAGACCGGAGAGGUGAACCAAACCGGAGCCGAGUCGGUGCGACAGGAGGCCGGGAUCCUGCAGCCGCAGACGGUGUUCGUCAUCCUGGACUCGGCUGAAACACUUAAUCUGAUCCAGGUGGAGUCUGGGAUCGUUGCUGACAUCGAGGUUGACAGUCUGCUGCCCUCGAGCUUCGACACCUUCUACCAGAUCAAGAGUCAGCCAAUCAGCGUCAGUUCUUCAGCAGCAGUUGCCUCCUCUUCCUCCUCAACAUCAUCCUCACUGCCCUCAAUCAUGUCAUCCAGGGUGUUGAUGCGUCAGGACCUGAUGCGUCAGCAGGCUCUGGAGGAGCAGCAGAAGGAGGCGCAACAUCAGCAACAGCUCCGCACAGCAGACUCCUCCUCCUCCCCCAUCUCAGUGUCCUCCUCCUGCAGACCUCCUGCUCAGGUCCCUGUGGAGGUGCUGAAGGUGCAGACUCACCUGGAGAACCCCACCAGGUAUCACAUCCAGCAGGCUCAGAAGCAGCAGGUGCGCCAGUAUCUCUCCACCGCUCAGACCGCCGUUACCCCCAAGACUGCCAAUCAGAAGUCAGCUGGACCAUCCCCAAGCCACUCCCCCCAACUGGGCUGUGCUCCAGGACUGCAGCCAGGGGAGAGCAAACAGGAAAUUGAAGACACCUUCAUUGAUGACAUCAUCAGUCUGGAAUCGAGCUUCAAUGAUGAAUUUUUGACACUGAUCGACUCUGGACUGCAACUCGCCAACACGAUGCCCAUGUCUGGGACCAUGGUUGACAUGUACGGCAGCAGUGGAGGGAUGGCCACGCCCACCGUCACCGUGAGCAACAGUUGCCCGGCUGGACUCAAUGGCGUGAAGAACGAAAUGUGUGAUGUGGAGACCAAAACUCUGAUCAAAGAAAGACAGAAGAAGGACAGCCACAACCUCAUCGAGAGGAGGAGGAGGUUCAACAUCAAUGACCGCAUCAAAGAACUUGGAGCGCUAGUCCCGAAAUCCACUGACCUGGAGAUGAGGUGGAACAAAGGAACUAUCCUGAAGGCGUCAGUGGAUUACAUCCGCAAACUGCAGAAAGAACAGCAGAGAGCCCGAGAGAUGGCAGAGAAUCAGAGGAGGCUGGAGAAUACCAACCACUCCCUGCUACUCCGCAUUCAGGAGCUGGAGCUUCAGGCUCGUCUGCACAGCCUCUCCUCCUCCUCACCUCCCCCCAACUCCUCCUCCUCCUCCUCUUCUCUGGACCCCCAGACCCUGCUCUCCCACACUCUGCCUCACCCCUUCUCCUCCCCUUCCUCUUCUCUGGUGACUCCCUCACUGGGUCUGGACGCCCUGAGCUUCGUGGAGCUGGAUGAGCCUCAGGGAGCCCCCGCCGUCUUCCACCCUGACCUGAUGUCUGACGUGGGGUUGACGGAGCUCCAGGGCCUGGGAGACAUCCUGAUGGAGGAGGGGGGAGGAGGGCUAAUGUCCGACCCCUUGCUGUCCUGCGGAGCCUCUAAGACCAGCAGCAGGAGGAGCAGCUUCAGUAUGGACGAGGACCUCUGAUGACAUCAUCACUCAUGCAUUGAUCUGAUUCGCCAGAGCUGGAGGUGGGACAUGGACCAGCUGAGAGAUUUUUUUUAUUUUAAUUUUUUAAAAGAAAUAUUUUUUUGAUAUUCAGUGACAGCAUCAAAACAAAUAGCGCUCAAAAGUGAAGUCACAGGUAGCAACUCUGUCCAACAUAACCAUGGUAACCACUGGGAGUCCUCCAGUUUCGUCAUGAUAACUAUUGAGUGAUUGCCUGUAACCAAGGCAACUGCUUUUUGCUACAGUUUGACCAUGUGAUGGCAUGGUAACUGUUCUGUCCCUGUGUGUAACAGUGGUAACCACUGUGCUCUCCAGUGUCACAGUGGAAACGACAAUGUCUCUUUGAUGAUAACCAAUAUGUCCUCCAGCCUCAUCUCGAGAACCACGGUAGCUAUUGUUUCUUCCAGUGUACCUUUUGAAACCGAUUUUUUUUCUACAUGGUAACAGCAGUGUUGUUUCAUCCUUGUCAACAUCAGACAAGAAAAAACAGCCCAGAAGCUAAUUGGCUGAUAAUGAACAAACUCACAGCACAUUGGUCAGUAAACCAGCUGCUGAUCAGUUACUAAUCCAUCGAUAACUCGAUCAGUUCAGUGAAAAUUAAAAAAUCUGUUUUAAACUGUGACAUCCUGAAUGUCUUUUUGUUUUAGUCCAAAAAACCUGAAGUUGCUCUGAGAGCGAAAACAUUUUAUCAUCAACAAAGUUUAGUUUUAAAAAUGAAUGGAUGGAGCCAAUCAGCGUAGUGCAGGGUCAACAUACAGAAACAAUCGUUCACUCUCACAUUUUUUUAGUUUAUAGUCUCCGAUUUACCUAACCCCGAUGUGCAUGUCUUUGGACUGUGGGAAAAAGCCAUAGUAUCCGUAGAAAAACCCACACAUACACGGAGAGAACAUGCAAACUCCACACAGAAAGGCCCUGGGCUGUUUGAACCGAUUUUUGAACCAAGAACCUUCUUGCUGUGUGGCAACAGCGCUAAACACCACACCACCCUGCAGCCCUUUUUGAUUCAUUUAUUGUAAUUGUUAAUUAUUGAAGGAUUAUUAUUAUAACUAUGUGACACUAAAUCAACACUCUGAUUUAUGAUUUCAUCAUUUUAGCUAAAUGAAAGAAUAUAUAUAUAUAUAUAUAUCAUUUUUUCCUGGCUGCAGACUAAAAUUCCACAAAAGGUUUUAAAGGAGCUGAGGUUUUGUUAUGUGGCUAAUGUUAGUGUGUCAUUAGCAGCUGUCUACUCACCAAGUUCUGUCUCCACAGUGAAAACGUCACUUUUGUUCAUUCAUACGUCAUUCAUGUUUCCUCGUGUUAGCCAGUUAGCCCCGACCCGUCUGCUGCUCAGAUGACGUUUUAUGACCUCUGGUCUUGCAAACACAAAGAUGGCUGAAGCCCAAGGUCAAUAAACAGUUCAUGCUAAUGUUAGCUACAUAGCGACCGUCUACGGCAUCACACCUCACCUGGUCUGCGUUCAAGAAGUCUUUUUAUGGUGUUUUCUGCUGUUCUUCAACCGUUCAGGUGUGGACUCACCUGUGAAGGUGGCUCACUAAAAACAGGUGAUGUUGUCGGGACGAGCUUCAUCUGCAGAGCUUCAGUCAGAGAGAGCGUCAGGGAAAUGUUAGCUGGAUGUUCACUGGAUGUUAGUGGAACACACCAGAUCAUGAUACACUUUAUUAUUGUUUUUAUCUGUUUUAUGUUUGACAUGAAGGGAAAUGGUAACUGAGUCCAUCAUCUUCUUGUUGCCAUCAUCAUUUGCUCUGGCCUCAGUUAAUGGACCAACACACUUUCCUUUUUUUUUAAACCUUCAGACCUGGAGGUUUUGAAAACCAGCCAAAAUCAACAGAGAUUUAUCCAAUCAGAGCCUAUAAACUGUCCAGUCAUUGUCUUAAUUCUUAUUCAGGAAAGAGGUUUCAUCCACACCAUAGACUGAAUCAGUGUGAUAAGAACUACUUAAAAUUACAGAAAUGUCACACAUUUAUGCAUCUACGUAGAGUAAAUCAGUUUAAAUGUCGGUGUUAUCAGAUGAUAAGUCUGAUAGUGUUUCAUUAAAUAGAUUAAAAGUCUUCACUUAUAUUUAUUUACAUUGAGUCAAACUGUCAAAAUAAAAGAAGCUGAAUUGACUGUGAUCAGCUCCUGUUUGCAGGGAAACCCAGUGACGUACAGAUAACUAUCCCUGGAUCACUGUGAUACUGAAGGAAAUCUGAACCUCGAUCCCUGAUCAGCAGCUUCCUGUUGUUUAAGUGUCACCUGUCCCUCACCUCACCCAGUAUCUGUGCCUAUAUGCCUCAGCCCCUCCAUCUGGAGUAGAGAUAAACUCUGUAGGUGUAAAUCCAGCAAAGGACCCUGUUUUACUUAAUCCCAUCAGCUCUGCAGCACAAAUCUGAAUCCAGAACAGAAGUCAAGAUGACGAUUGAUUGACUCUGGUUACCAUAGCAACGGCAGCUUCUGACUCAGCCAUCAGUCAUAAAGAAGGGAUUCAUUUGUGUCUUUAUUAAUGUUGAUGUAGUCUCUGUUUUUAUAGAUCAAACUUUUCUAUGGAAAUAAAUAAAUAAAAUUGGUAAAAAUCAA
This is a messenger RNA of Scophthalmus maximus (turbot), 4314 nucleotides long. RefSeq names its product transcription factor binding to IGHM enhancer 3a (gene tfe3a). Gene Ontology annotation, biological process: regulation of transcription by RNA polymerase II. The transcript is spliced from 11 exons. Gene Ontology annotation, molecular function: protein dimerization activity; DNA-binding transcription factor activity, RNA polymerase II-specific; RNA polymerase II cis-regulatory region sequence-specific DNA binding. Bases 184 to 1740 code for a protein of 518 amino acids. Gene Ontology annotation, cellular component: nucleus. The record is from RefSeq and is a predicted model, not a curated record. Lineage: Eukaryota; Metazoa; Chordata; Actinopteri; Pleuronectiformes; Scophthalmidae.